Acaulospora morrowiae is the source of this 477-nucleotide messenger RNA. Lineage: Eukaryota; Fungi; Glomeromycota; Glomeromycetes; Diversisporales; Acaulosporaceae. The record is from the annotation of a GenBank genome assembly.
AUGACUCUGCAUCUAUUACAUCUAAGGAAACGAGCAUAUCUAAAUCAUAUGGAGAUUCCAAUCAAUCUUCAGUUAAUGUCAUCUCUACUGAAACAAAAAAUUCUAACGAUGUCUCCAGAGGUAAUCUCACAAAGUAAGGAUGCUCCUGCAUUAGAUAUAACUGACAAUACUUCAAAUUCUGACUCACAGAAUAAGGAUGCUAUUGCAUCUGAACCCAAUAACCGGAGGCUAGCUCAUACUAAUGCUCCAAAUCCUGAUAUAUCUAAGACCAAAUCAUCAGAGGAUAAGGAGAUCGAUGAAUUCUUAAAUUCAAAGUGUAAGGAACAGGUUAGUAAAGAGAUAAUUCAGAGCAUUAGUGAGAAGAAGCUUCAAUAUGAAUCAACUAAAGACCGAGUCCAGAACUUAAUUUCGGAUAUUUCUAUCUCUUCCGAGCAAAAUCAUAAACCAAAGAACAUUUAUCACAGGAAAGACCAAGGA